Aaosphaeria arxii CBS 175.79 is the source of this 2013-nucleotide messenger RNA. RefSeq lists its product as uncharacterized. The coding region runs from base 1 to 2013 and encodes 670 amino acids. NCBI's taxonomy places the organism in Eukaryota, Fungi, Ascomycota, Dothideomycetes, Pleosporales. Gene Ontology annotation, biological process: DNA-templated transcription; regulation of transcription by RNA polymerase II. The transcript is spliced from 3 exons. Gene Ontology annotation, cellular component: chromatin. Gene Ontology annotation, molecular function: DNA-binding transcription factor activity, RNA polymerase II-specific; RNA polymerase II cis-regulatory region sequence-specific DNA binding; zinc ion binding. The record is from RefSeq and is a predicted model, not a curated record.
AUGUCAGAACAUGGCCAAACUGCACCACCAAGACAGUCUGAAGCUUCGCGUUCAAAUCAAUGUACACCUGUUCACCCGCCAGUGGUCGCAUCCACUGCCGAGCAACAAGCCCAAGCCCCUCCAGACCACUGGAUAGCGAGCUUGCCUCUGUCUUCAGAUGGUCUAGCUAUGGACGACAGCGAAGCCUGCGCUGAUGGCGGAUCCAUCGCUAACUUGCCCAUGUUUCAGGACUUUGGCCUAUUCACGGAUACCGUGGGAUUCAUGGGAAUGGAUCUCGUGGAGACCUUAGACGAAGGAUCUUUCCUACACUACGGCGUGAACAUGUCGUUUUCAGAUGCCAUGGCUACACUGGUCGAACCGUGUUCAUCUGCUCUAGAAAUAGACGGUGUGUUUGAUUGCCCUACACAUUCCACUGCAGUUCUUGACAAUCCCCAACCAGAUGAUAUGGCCGAAUUAAAACCGUUGGUGUGCCCUUGGCGAGUUUCUGGGCAAGCCCGGCGACAUUUGCUGGCGGCCAUGGAAACAAUGCCGAGUCAAAUCGAGAAAAUGCCUUCAUGUCUGUCCUUGAAUCGCUUUUGCACAGGUUAUUUCAGUGAGUUCCAGAGCCACGUGCCUAUUGUACACAAAGCCACUUUCGACAUUGAAGCCGCGAGUAAGUGUAAUCCCGAACUUGUGGUUGCAAUAGCCUCCAUCGGCGCUGUCUAUCGCUUCCAAAAAGCGGAUGCAUUGUUUCUAUUGAAGGUCGCUUUGGAUCUGAUUACCCGGAAAUGGCAGAAUAACAGUGGAUCGGAUCGUUAUGACUUAGGCGGACUGCAAGCCCUUGUGUUGCUGAGUUAUUUCGCACUAUGGCAGAAGCAGUCGGAGAUUCUACUGGAGCAAUCACAGGUCCGUAAAAUGCUACUGGACUGGGUGCAAAAGUUCCGGAUUCCUCAGCCAUCGGGAGACGAACCAUCGAAUUGGACAAGAUGGUGUCACAGGGAAAGUGCUCUGCGCACAUAUCUGGCCUCGUUCUGUAUACUCAAUACCUACUCACUCCUGAAUGGAACACCGCCUGAGGUGACAAACAUUACUAUCAAAAGUGCCUUGCCUUGCUCAACGGCGGCAUGGAACGCAGCUUCAAUGGACAGUUGGGCUGCAAUAAUGGCAAACGAAGCACCCCCACCCGAUUUCCAAACGGCAUUUGCACAGCUUUUUGGAGAUCCCGAGAUUCAGUUUUUGAUUUCUCCGUUCGGCUGUUUUGUCUUGCUCCACGCUAUUGUUCAGCGUACAUUUCACCUGCGCCAAUUAUCCUUCAAUGGAUCACUACGUCCGUCAGAUUUAGCAGAAAUGGAGGAAGCCUUGGCAAGAUGGAAACGCUGCUGGAAACGAGCACCUGAAUCCAUACUAGAUCCCCGCAAUCUAGAUGCGUCGAUCUCUUUCCAGUCGAUCUCAUAUCUGAUGAUGGUGUAUCUGCGACUCAGUCGGAACCCACUUCCCCCAUUUCAUCAGUUCACCGGACAAUGGGACCCUGGACACAUCGCGCGAAAACUGGCGGUGGACAGUGUUGAUGAGAAACGUUCUGAUUGGAGUUAUAAUGGACCGUUGCAUUCGGCCCAUUCACUCAUGAUAAUUGUGCGGUCCGGUAUCGAGCAUCAUCGAAGGACUCUAUCGUAUCAUUGGGAUCCGCAACAUGCAUUGCCGUGGGUAGAAGGUGCGAUUUCUCUGAGUCGUUGGCUUGAAUUGACAGCUGAAACAUGCUCUCAGUUUGCUCUCAAUGAAAUCGAAAAGGGCAUCAUUCUUUGGGUCCGCCAUAUCAUAGAAGAGGCGCUUCCCUCUCUAGGCGAUGGUGAUAAGAUACUCAUGACAGAAACCGUCGGCAACUUCAGUCUGAGCAAUACGUCCUCAAUUCGUAACCUGGCCUAUGGUGUCAUAUCGGCCUGGUGCUGUGUAAUACCACGUAGUAAUAAUCCCUGGCCGGUUGUGGAUGUAGCGGGAAACGUUCUUACUUUGUACAAAAGUCUCUUGCGCCCGUAA